AUGGACUUCCCUGAGGCCGAAAGGGUGGUUCUCGACAUAGGGAAUGGGGGGUAUGAGACAUUUUCAGUAUCUUACCUUCUGGGUUGGAUUAUGGCCGGCGCAGGAAAGGUAGCCUCUCUACAGGAUAUCGUUGUCACCAGUAUCACGCUGAAAGGCCGACCGUCGGAUGUAAGAUUGACUAAGGAUGUCUGGACCAGACGUCUUCUGCACGGUCCUCAUAAAGGGAAAUUUCUGCAAAUCUGGGGUACCUAUUCGGAGACUUCCGUCGGUCGUACCGAUGCAUUGAACAGUCUGCUCAGCGGAUUCGGUUACUUCAAUAAUAAUGCAAAAGUUUCCAUACACGAUUUGAAGUUCUUUGGAGCGAAGUCUGGAUCGCGAGCUCGGCUACUAUCAACUCAUCAUUGA
Molecule: messenger RNA, 405 nt
Organism: Aspergillus nomiae NRRL 13137
Lineage: Eukaryota; Fungi; Ascomycota; Eurotiomycetes; Eurotiales; Aspergillaceae
Exons: 2
Coding region: 1-405 (134 amino acids)
Source: RefSeq, a predicted model, not a curated record